Molecule: messenger RNA, 204 nt
Organism: Parnassius apollo (apollo)
Lineage: Eukaryota; Metazoa; Arthropoda; Insecta; Lepidoptera; Papilionidae
Source: the annotation of a GenBank genome assembly
AUGGAAGCUAUGAAAAAAGAAUACCCUGAAACCCAAUUUUCAGUUUUUGUGACAAUUUUGACCUCACCAACUCUUAUAAGCAAUUUGCAGGAGAAGAACAUCAAGGUAACAGGCACUGUGCGCCAAAAUAGGAUUGAUAAAUGCCCAUUAAUGGAUGUCAAGUCUGUCAAAAAGCAGCAAAGAGACUAUUACGACUACCGUUAG